AUGCCACCAAAGAAAGCUCAGAAGCUUACACCCUUCAGCGUCUAUAUCAGAUGGCGGCCUCUCCCAGAAGAACCAGGAUCCACUGAAAUCAAAAAGACCCAAAGCUCUGCAAGUGACGGCCAUUCCGUUUCUUUAUCCCUCCCUGAUGCUAGCGGCCCAAGUUCUAGUCGAGGCGCCCGCUCUUGGACCAGCGCUCCCUCCUUUACGAAAGUCUUUGAGGCAGACAACAACAAUCGGGGUGUCUACGAGGAUGUAGUUUCCCAAACAUUUCCCAAGAUUAUGGCUGGCAAAACUUGCAAUUUCUUUGCAUACGGCCAUACGGGUAGCGGGAAAACACAUACUAUUGUUGGUUACGACCACGAAGAUCCCCAACAGGUGGGGUUGUGUCUUUCCGCUGCGAAGGAGCUUUUCCAAAAGAUUGAUGAAUUGAAUGGAUCAACUGAAUCCAACGACAAUGAUCAGAAACUCGCUGUGGGACUUCGUAUGUACGAGGUUCGAAAAAAGAGCGCCUUCGAUCUUUUGAACGGGCACACGGAAUGUUUCGUCCGUGAAGGACCAGACGGGAAAAUACACGUUCGUGGUGAAACAGAGACUCUGGAAGACGGAAAGGUCAGGGUGAAGCCGAUUCGAGUGGUUCCAUGCUGGACGUUUGAGGAGCUUCGAACUGUAUUGGAGAAGGGUUUGGAUCUCCGAGCAACUGGAACUUCGACGGUCCACGACAAGAGUUCUAGAACUCAUGCUGUCUUCGAAUUGGAGAUUGUUAAUCAAGCUCUCGUGGAGGCUAGAGACGCUGUAAUUGAACGGCAAGCAGAACUCGUCCCGCACGGGAAAUUUGCGACAGAUGUAUACAUCGACGAAAAUUCUAAAAAGUACAUCCAAGGUUCAGACGGCAAAUAUAUAACGAACCCCGACUACACAGUCAACCAAGAGCGUAUCGACGCCGCAGAAGCAACAAAACGAGAGUAUGAAGAGCGCGUGGAACUUGCCGAAGCAAAGGUGCAAGAAACCUUUACAACCAGUCAGCAUCCAUGCCUUGGAGGGAAAUUUGUGUUUGUCGACCUGGCAGGAUCCGAGUACUAUGACCAAAAAUCAUCGGCUUCAGCUGCAGGCUCCAAACAGACAGCUGAGGAAAAACAGGAAGGACGACAAAUCAACUCGGAUUUGUUCGCCCUAAAGGAAGUUAUACGUGCAAGAUCUUCAAAUCAAACCAGGAUUCCAUUCAGGUCAUCACCUUUAACCAUGGUACUCAGGGAACAUUUCCUAGGUAGUGAGAGUGGGUUCUCUGCCAUGAUUUUAACCGUGUCGCCGGCCGCCGACCAGUAUGCCGCAACGAUGAAUACAGUAAAGUAUGGAAACCUAGUCGCUAUGGCGGGAGGGCCCUAA
Messenger RNA from Orbilia oligospora ATCC 24927, 1383 nucleotides. RefSeq lists its product as uncharacterized. Gene Ontology annotation, biological process: microtubule-based movement. The transcript has a single exon. NCBI's taxonomy places the organism in Eukaryota, Fungi, Ascomycota, Orbiliomycetes, Orbiliales, Orbiliaceae. Gene Ontology annotation, cellular component: centrosome; kinesin complex; microtubule. Gene Ontology annotation, molecular function: ATP hydrolysis activity; microtubule binding; microtubule motor activity. Bases 1 to 1383 code for a protein of 460 amino acids. The record is from RefSeq and is a predicted model, not a curated record.